AUGCUUGAUGAAAGCACAACGUCGAACGAGCCAAAGUUUAAAGGAAUGUAUAACUAUGUGCACAUUGACGAGAAAUGGUUUUACAUGACAAAGAAGGAGCAAACGUAUUACAUGCUCAAUAAUGAAGAAGAUCCUCACCGUACAUGCCAAAGUAAAAAUAACAUUGCAAAAGUCAUGUUUCUAGCAGCAACGACUCGUCCUAGAUUUGAUAGUGAAGGAAGGGUGGUAUUUUCGGGCAAAGUUGGAUGUUGGGCAUUUGUGACAGAGCAACCAGCCCAAAGAAAUAGCAGGAACAGGCAAGCUGGCACGAUGGAGAUGAAGGCGAUCACAUCUGUUAAAAGAGAGAAUGUGAAAGCGUUUUUGAUUGAAAAGGUUAUCCCAACUAUUAUUGAGAAAUGGCCUAACUCGGGAGAAACUAUUUAUGUCCAACAAGACAAUGCUAGGACACACGUCCCUCCUAAUGACCCUGAUUUUGUAGCAGCUGCUUCACAAAAUGGCUUUGACAUUCGAUUAAUUUGCCAACCCCCUAAUUCUCCAGAUUUGAAUAUACUCGACCUUGGGUAUUUUAGGGCUAUACAGUCGCUGCAACAAAAAAUGUGCACAAGGAAUAUCCAUGAGCUUGUAAGUGCGGUAGAUAAUGCAUUCUGA
Molecule: messenger RNA, 648 nt
Organism: Striga hermonthica
Lineage: Eukaryota; Viridiplantae; Streptophyta; Magnoliopsida; Lamiales; Orobanchaceae
Source: the annotation of a GenBank genome assembly